Trypanosoma brucei brucei TREU927 is the source of this 1125-nucleotide messenger RNA. It is a transcript of the gene Tb927.6.750, whose product is annotated as serine/threonine protein phosphatase, putative. NCBI's taxonomy places the organism in Eukaryota, Euglenozoa, Kinetoplastea, Trypanosomatida, Trypanosomatidae. The record is from RefSeq and is a predicted model, not a curated record. The transcript has a single exon. Gene Ontology annotation, molecular function: hydrolase activity. Bases 1 to 1125 code for a protein of 374 amino acids.
AUGGUGGGGAAAUACUUGUUAAUUUCGCUAGUUCUGGUUGCACAUUUGGGCAUACGAUGUUGUGCUAAUGUAGACGCAAACCCCCUUAGCAGGAAUGUCAUUCCCAUUGAAAUACACCGUAUUGUGGCCGUCGGAGAUGUGCAUGGAGAUGCCGAGCGUUUUCGGCAAAUCCUUGAGAUGUCCGGCGUCAUUAGCCUACGUUCUAACAGUAGUAAACAAGUGGUGUGGAAGCCCAGAUGGGGGACUAAGGAAGGUAACUUCUUUAGGGAAUACGGCACACGAUUGCGGACAACCCUAAUACAAACUGGAGAUUUGAUUGAUAGAGGUGAGGAAGAUUUGGAGGUACUUGAGAUGGCUGUUUCGCUUUUUAAUGAGGUGCGCACGAACUACACUGAUGACAAAGUAGUUCUGCUUAUGGGAAAUCACGAGCUUCUAAAUCUUCAGGGUCACUUUCAUUAUGUCCAUUCAAAAUCUAUGGGUGGGUUUUUGACAAGGGCGUUGCGCAAGCGCGCGUUUGAACUCGACGGCACGUUCGGAGGAUUUAUUUUAGAAAAUUUCACAGUAGCGUAUGCUGUCGCCGAUACCUUAUUUGUUCAUGCUGGCAUUGACGAACAUGUUGUUUCCGAUGGAAUUGAGAGGCUAAACCGGGAAGCCAAGCAGGCGAUACGUACAAAAAAUUUUGGUCAUAUCCUUUUGGGUUCAACCGGUCCUUUGUGGUCCCGAAAGAUGUUCCUUGAUGCUUCAAAUGGUCGUUGUGCCGAUACAAAAAAAGCGCUCGCUUCACUGGGGGUAAAACGGGUGGUUGUGGGUCACACUCCCCAACGCUCAGGGAGAGUGGAAACUUUUUGUGGAGGCAGCGUGAUUGCUAUAGACGUGGGCAUGAGCCGUUGGAUGUACGGAAACAUCGCUGCCCUCGAGAUAACUGUGACUUCCUAUAGUUCUGGUGACGGUGUCGAGGAAGAGGUUGUGCUACAUGAGGUUCUUGCGUCUGACGCUCGACGAAACGGAACGCUGGAAGAUUUUUUAAAUGACACACUGUUUUUGGAAGAGCUACAACAUGCCGUCGAGGAGUACAACCAGCGUCAAACCACUAAGGGAAAGAACGAUGUUCUAGACGACUUGUGA